Striga asiatica is the source of this 315-nucleotide messenger RNA. Lineage: Eukaryota; Viridiplantae; Streptophyta; Magnoliopsida; Lamiales; Orobanchaceae. The record is from the annotation of a GenBank genome assembly.
AUGGCUGCGAAUCCACCGGUUGCAUCUGAUUACCAGACGCCGUCCGGGUCGCCCCGCCAAGAUACGGGUCGGCUCAGAUCUAAAACGGAGCCGAGACAGUCACACCGCCAUGGCUGCAAAACCCAUCCGAAUCGGGCAUGCCCCGCCAAGAUACGGGUCGGAUCCGUCUCGAUGCCCGACCCAACUCAUACAGUGACUCUCAUCAUCACAGCCUCACCCAAAUUAGACGACAAUCGAAAGGCAAAGAGGGCAACAACCCUUAGAAAAUUCCAGUCUCUUUGCUUGCCUCCUUUCCGAGUUGGGAUUUUUUUGUGA